AUGGUCGACCAUUUGACAGCAGUCGUCGAAGAGACUGAACGCCAGGCGACGAGUGUUCAACUCAAUGGCCAUGACGAGUAUGGACACGGCGAAAAAUUUCGAGUCGAUAGACGAAAGCUCGAGCAAAUGCUGCGAGGUAAGCUCAUGAUGCUACAUAUUUGAAAUUUACACAGGCUUUUAUUGACAUAUAUCUUACUUCGUUUACAUUUGCGCGUGUGUGUGAUGCCUAGUACACAUCUCACAAACCGCCACACUCGUGUAAGUCUUGUUCGGACCUUAAAUUCGCCGUAAUUUCCAUUCUCAAUCUGUAUAGACAACGCGUGAGCUUUCUCAUUGUUAUUUGUGAUGCGCGGAAGUUUAUAUUAAUGUUGCACACGAAUUCUGAAUUUAAUGCGUUGUAGAAAAGGGUGCAUUUUUAUGUGCAAUUAAGAAUACGCUACUUAUGCACAUUAGAUUUGCAUUAAGUGUUGAGGAAUUGCUUUACAGCUCGCUUCACAGUGUAUAAAAGCUUGACAGAGCUUGAAGAUACUUAGCAACACUUGGCUUGUUUCCAAAGGGAACGUUGGCAACAUUUAAUGCCCAGGCGGGCUAUAAUUUAUAUUCGCGUUUCACGAUCGCCUAAAUCUAAAUCACAACGAAUUCCGAACUGCAAUUAGCAAUUUCCACAUUGUUUACAGCCGUUUACAUGCAGCAUGCAAAACCUGAAAGCGAACUCAGCUGAAAGCGAACUCGACGUAUGUAUCGCAUUACGAAACACACAUGACUAAGUACAAUUUGUUUUCGUUUAAACAAAUAAGAAUGGAAUACAUAGGCUCUACACACCUACAGCUUCCAUAUAGAUAAUUUCGUAGUCUGUGUAUUGUUUAUGUAUUCGGGAAUGCAACGCGCCUGAUAUAAAACGCUUAAAAUACCAGCACCUAAAUUUCAUUGUACGUAUGCUAUUGUUUUUCUUGCAGAAAACGGCGACGAUAGCGGUUUAACUGCAGACGAAUUCUUUAACCAGGUUAGAAUUGUCGCUUCUCAAUUCGGAUUCCAACACUUUAGUCUUUGCGAAGAGAAUGUAUAACUCGUGUUCAACAUCUUUAGAUCAUGCAUGAAACAAGCACUGUCAUAAGCUGGCCAACGAAAUUGAAAAUAGGGGCAAAGUCCAAAAAAGGUUAGCGCCAUUGUGUUGUAUUUGUAUUGUACUCUUAUAACCUCACCCAUUCUCCCCCCAUUGUUAUGAAGCAUCGAAUUACAAUUGGUGAAAUCCUGCCAUACUUGUUAUCCCGAAAUUUACAUCGUUACAAAUUACGCGCAUUGAUUCAGUCAUGCAACAGGCCGAAACCUAAACUAACUUUAUUUAUACUGGAUAACUUUAUCAGUUCCAAACUGUUUUUCCUAAUCUCUCUAGAGAUCCGGUAAGGGUCAUUCGAUGUCACUACAGAGGGAAACCUAAACUAUAAAACUAAUAUUAUUUAAACUUGCAUUCCGGCAACAAGUUAUAAAAUCCUUUGCACACAUAAUCGCUGUUUGCCUUCAAGCUUAUUAUCGCAUGUACAAAUAAUUUGCAGGGUUUGUUUUUGUCUAUUACCGUAAUCCGAAACGCCUCUUUGAAGAACAAUGAAAAUUCUAUAUUUAUCAGGAAAUGCAAUACUCUAUAUUAUGUUGACUUAAAACAUAACAUGUUUAUACCUGUGGUUUUUUUAUUUGCACAAAACCUGUUUUUAAGUAUGUGUUAUUUACGUCGAGCAUGGCAACGCGUUUUAUGUGGAUUUUAAAUCGAUGGUGACAGAAAAUUAUGUAGGCGUUGGAAUGCCUUUGCGGAAAUGCCUAAUUAUAACAUUAUGCGCUUCGUUCUAUUGUGUUGGAAUUCAAAAACAGUGCGUUUUCGACCUAGAAUUUCACUCUCAGAUUUUCGCCUAUUUUUAUUUCGCUGCGGUUUACUUUUUACGGGUGACUCGUCAUAUUAAAAUAGUCGUUGACGAACGCUGCUGUGAACGUUAAUGCAUUAUUAAAUCAGCGUUGUUUUGAUAUAAAAGAUAUUGCUUUCGUAAAGGCUAAUUUCCUUACCCCUCGGGGUAGGGAACGCACGUCAUCCAUAUACGGCAGUCACGAGUUUGAU
Messenger RNA from Paramuricea clavata, 2104 nucleotides. Lineage: Eukaryota; Metazoa; Cnidaria; Anthozoa; Malacalcyonacea; Plexauridae. The record is from the annotation of a GenBank genome assembly.